AUGGAUCGCAGUUUGCAUCAUCAGUGGCAGUGCGAGUGGCAGUUUGAACAUCGUACCUCCUGUCCUCGUUAUCCCCAAUCAAACGGCCGUGCAGAAAAUGCCGAGAAAACCUGCAAGAAUCUGAUGAAGAAAGCAAAGGCAGAUGGACAGGACCCCCUGUUAGCCCUUCUGGAUUGGUGCAACACACCAACAGACGGGAUUGGUACAUCACCGGCUCAGGGGUUGAUGGGACGCCGUACUCGAACCUUGCUCCCUACACAUGAAAAACUCCUGCUGCAUUCUGGUCACAGUGAUACUGCAACCAGACUGGCUGAUCGCAAAUCGCGACAGGUGCGUCAGUACAAGAAGAAGUCGCGACCCCUUGAACCACUGAGAAGUGGACAGGCCAUCCGCAUGAGACUCCCCGGAAAACAGGAAUGGUCUCUGGAGACAUGUACACGUAUUUUGAAAAACAGGUCUUAUGAAGUCGAGGUAUGCAGGAGACGUUAUCGUCGAAACCAUCGACAACUGAGAAUGACACCUGAAGUUCUUCCGCCUGGUAACCUACAGGAAAGUGAGUUGCCUGAUCCUCUCCUGAAACAGUCCCAGAACUUGAGGGUAGAGACCAAUCAGAUCUCUGAGCAAGAGACAGCUGAACCACCAGUAGCCAGUCGUAACCUCAACAGUGGGGCUCACACUGAACCUGAAGUGGAGCCAGUAGAGGUGCUACCACGCCAUUCAGAAUGUAGGCGUUGUCCGCCUGUAUGGCAACAAGACUAUUACAUGACGUGA
Orbicella faveolata is the source of this 771-nucleotide messenger RNA. RefSeq lists its product as uncharacterized. NCBI's taxonomy places the organism in Eukaryota, Metazoa, Cnidaria, Anthozoa, Scleractinia, Merulinidae. The record is from RefSeq and is a predicted model, not a curated record.